UACAUUUUCCCAGUUGGCACACAAUCUUUUAGUAAUCUUCUUUGUUUCUCUCUUGCCAUUCUAAACAUAGAGAAAAUCAUACACACCAUUCUCGUUAACAAUGUCAGCUUCAACAGCUCUGAAUCUUGCUUCAUUUUGCACUUCUGUAGUGAAUUCUCCUACCCAUUUUACUCAUAAACCUUCUCUCCUUUUACAUGGUACCCAGUUUUCCCAAUCACCCAACAACACUCUUUUCAAGAACUGCAGCUGGAAAUUAAGUAGAACCACUAAGAGGGCUGUUGCUGCUGUUGAUUCCUCUGAUCCUGCUGAAAAGCAAGAGACAGAAAGGAAGAAGUACCAUUUUCUUGUUGCAAAUGCCAAAUUUAUGCUGGACGAAGAGGAGCAUUUCCAGGAGCAAAUGUUUGAACGCCGUCGCCUCUAUGAAGAGCGCAGCAUGGAACCAGAUUUCUGGCUUGUAGUUGAGCCAAAGUUCUUGGACAAGUUCCCUAAUAUCACCAAGAGACUGAAGAGACCCGCUGUAGCACUUGUUUCAACGAAUGGCCCAUGGAUCACGUUCAUGAAAUUGAGGCUAGACAGGGUUUUACAAGAGAGCUACGAGGCUGACAGUGUAGAAGAAGCUUUGGCAUGUACUCCUGUUAGUAUUGAAUUUGAAAAACCGGAAAAAUGGACAGCACCAUACCCGAAGUAUGAAUCCGGGUGGUGGGACUCAUUCUUGCCCCCUGGAUCUCAGACUUCAAAGGUAUGAUUAGCAGGCGUCUUACGUAUUUCUGCCAUGCCAUCAUCUGUGUUGCUUGAAGUAGUUCAAAAUCUACAUUAUUGUUUGUUGGUCGGGCAAUCGCCAAUGAAUGAGCAUUUAGUUUGAGAAGUUAUAUGAAGAGAUGGUCGGGCAAUCGCCAUUGUAGGCUGUAGGUGAAGAUGUUUGUAGCUCAUCUGAAGAAUUGUACGACGAAACGCCUAAUUUCUGUAGCUUAUAAACCCCUGUUGCGAGAUUCAGAAAACAAAAUGAAGAAUAUUGAGCAUUGUACUUAGCAUGAAAAAGCAUUAUGAAAAAUCUGAAGUGUGUUAUUGUUGUUGGUUUUUAUCUCUAACCACUAAGUGUUGUUUAAUGAUUCUCGAACA
Solanum tuberosum (potato) is the source of this 1119-nucleotide messenger RNA. RefSeq lists its product as uncharacterized. Bases 101 to 745 code for a protein of 214 amino acids. The transcript is spliced from 3 exons. Lineage: Eukaryota; Viridiplantae; Streptophyta; Magnoliopsida; Solanales; Solanaceae. The record is from RefSeq and is a predicted model, not a curated record.